Molecule: messenger RNA, 1762 nt
Organism: Falco peregrinus (peregrine falcon)
Lineage: Eukaryota; Metazoa; Chordata; Aves; Falconiformes; Falconidae
Gene: TH
Product: tyrosine hydroxylase
Exons: 13
Coding region: 1-1476 (491 amino acids)
Biological process (GO): dopamine biosynthetic process from tyrosine
Cellular component (GO): cytoplasm; axon; perikaryon
Molecular function (GO): iron ion binding; tyrosine 3-monooxygenase activity
Source: RefSeq, a predicted model, not a curated record
AUGCCAACCCCGAACAUCUCCACCUCUGCAGCCAAAGGCUUCCGCAGGGCGGUGUCGGAGCUGGACUCCAAGCAAGCCGAGGCCAUCAUGUCUCCGCGGUUCAUUGGUAGACGUCAAAGCCUUAUUGAAGAUGCCAGGAAGGAAAGAGAGGCUGCGGCUGCAGCCACUGAUGCGGCAGAGUCUACAGAGACCAUCGUGUUCGAGGAGAAGGAUGGAAGAGCCAUGUUGAACCUCUUCUUCAUGCUCAAGGGAGCGAAGACAUCACCACUGUCCCGUGUACUUAAGGUAUUUGAGACAUUUGAAGCCAAAAUUCACCACCUGGAGACCAGGCUUAGCCGGAAGCCCCGCGAAGGGACUGCUGAACUGGAGUACUUCGUGCGUUGUGAAGUCCACAGCUCUGACCUCAAUACCUUCAUUAGUUCCAUCAAGAGGGUCGCAGAAGAUGUGAGGACCACUAAGGAAGACAAAUUUCACUGGUUUCCCAGAAGGAUCUGCGAAUUGGACAAGUGCCACCAUUUGGUCACCAAGUUUGACCCUGACUUGGAUCUGGAUCACCCGGGCUACUCUGACCAAGUAUACCGCCAGAGAAGGAAAUCAAUAGCAGAAAUUGCUUUUCACUAUAAGCAUGGGGACCCGAUACCUCACGUGGAGUACACGGCAGAGGAGACAGCUACCUGGAAAGAGGUGUACAGCACCCUGAAGAGCCUGUACCCCACCCAUGCCUGCAAGGAGUACCUUGAAGCUUUCAAUCUACUGGAGAAAUUCUGUGGCUACAAUGAGAACAACAUCCCUCAGCUGGAGGAGGUCUCCCGCUUCCUGAAAGAGAGGACUGGCUUCCAGCUCCGGCCGGUGGCUGGCUUGCUGUCGGCACGGGACUUCCUCGCCAGCCUGGCCUUCCGCGUCUUCCAGUGCACGCAGUACAUUCGCCACGCUUCCUCACCCAUGCACUCCCCUGAGCCGGAUUGCUGUCACGAGCUGCUGGGGCAUGUCCCGAUGCUGGCUGACAAGACGUUUGCCCAGUUCUCUCAGGACAUUGGGCUGGCAUCUCUGGGAGCAACUGAUGAAGAAAUUGAGAAACUUGCUACACUUUACUGGUUUACAGUGGAGUUUGGGCUCUGCAGACAGAACGGGAUAGUCAAAGCCUAUGGAGCCGGGCUCCUGUCUUCCUACGGGGAGCUCAUACACUCCUUGUCAGAUGAACCGGAGGUCCGGGACUUCGACCCUGAUGCUGCUGCUGUUCAGCCCUACCAGGACCAGAACUACCAGCCCGUAUAUUUUGUGUCCGAGAGCUUCAGUGAUGCCAAAAGUAAACUGAGGAGCUAUGCGGCACACAUCAAGCGGCCCUUCUCGGUUAAAUAUGAACCCUACACCCACAGCAUCGAGCUCCUGGACAGCCCUCAGACCAUCUCUCACUCCCUGGAAAGCGUAAGGGAUGAGCUUCACUCGCUGAUUAAUGCGCUCAAUGUUAUCAGUUAAUACAAGAACUGGGCUCUUUCCUUCCCCUCUUCCCUUGCAGCCCCAAAACUGCCUGCUCUGCCCUUGCCUAGUUCCCAGCUGAUAACGCCUACCUGUCUUCUCCAAACGUUUGCACCGCUGCCUGUCACCAUGUGACCCCAACAGCUUUUCACUUCCGUACGUAGGGCCAGCUCAGAGGGGGGCGGAGGGAUGGACCCAAAGCCUGCUGGCUUUUUGGGUAGCUUUUCUAUUGACUGCUGAAAGAGGCUUAGCGCAGACCAAAAGCAUGGCCAAGCUACAAAGUUGA